AAAUAAAUUACUUGAAAAAUGUUUGCCAAAGGAAAACCAAAUCUGUUUGGAUCGGUUAAGAUCGCAGUACAAGUGGUGUACUUAUUAUCAAUUAUAAUAGACAUGUAUAUCAUCGCUGAAUCGGAACUGCCGGCGAACUUUAAACCAGAAUCCAAAAUUCAAUGGGCGAUACUAAUGAUGACAGCGUUUGAUAUGGUAUUCGCUUUAAUUGGUAUAUACGGCGCGAUCAGAGAGUUGAAAAUGAUCGUGAUGGUGGUGUUGGCGUCCAACAGCAUCCAGGUGCUAUACGCUGGAGGCACUGGUAACCUUAUGCUAGGCCUAUGGUCACUGGUACGGGCUUUAAUGACAGGUAUAUUUUUGUACUUGGUCGAUUUGAAACAACAGAAAGGCCUUGAUCUUAAGCCACAGUCUACUCGCGCUACACACCUGGUCUACGGCUUGGGCUCUAACUAUUUGGGAGCACUCGGUUUGGGACACAACCGGGCGGUCAAAUCAGCGCAAAUUAUACCCCAAUUGUGUUACAAAACAAUCCGACAAUUCAUCAAUGGAUACGACUUUGUACUGUCUAUUACUAACGAUCACUGUGUGUACGGCUGGGGCUGUAAUGGUUGGGCUCAGUUGGCCCGCGAGGUCGGUGUGGCCAAGGGUUACGCCAAACCCGACAUAAUCGCAGCACUCAGUAGAAAAAACAUACGUGAAAUCAGUUGUGGUUUCAGUCACUCUCUGGCCCUUACGGGCGACGGCUGUGUCUACGGCUGGGGGUAUAACCGGUUCGGACAGGUGGGCAGCGAUCAGCCUAUAUCGGCC
Molecule: messenger RNA, 807 nt
Organism: Medioppia subpectinata
Lineage: Eukaryota; Metazoa; Arthropoda; Arachnida; Sarcoptiformes; Oppiidae
Source: the annotation of a GenBank genome assembly